Humulus lupulus (European hop) is the source of this 816-nucleotide messenger RNA. RefSeq lists its product as uncharacterized. NCBI's taxonomy places the organism in Eukaryota, Viridiplantae, Streptophyta, Magnoliopsida, Rosales, Cannabaceae. The record is from RefSeq and is a predicted model, not a curated record. The transcript has a single exon. Bases 1 to 816 code for a protein of 271 amino acids.
AUGAAGAUACAGAUCGAAUCCGACGACAUUUUUGGGGAGAGGGACGAUUUAACCAUUCUCUCACUCCGUUCUCCCACCGUCCCACCACCGCAGAAUGUGUUCCGAACAACUCUCCCUACUGCACUCAUUGCCAACUUCACGCCGCCGCCGCCGCCGCCGCCGCCGCCGCCGAUGACUGAUUUGUUGGUGGAGUUUCACCAUGAUCAGCGCGCGGCGGCACACCACGCUCUUCCUCCCGCAUCAUCACCCCUCCCAUCUCCAUUACAUAAUGUCCGGCAGUCGAGGGGGCGGCGCAACUUGGCUCUGAGGACGGAGAAGGAGAAGACGGUCCCAAAGCUAUAUCCAUGGUUCACAACGCAGCGUGCCACCGUCCACAGCAUGGAGUACUUGGAAUGGAAUAGAAUAGUUGAGAUAUGGGGAGACGUCCAGUGCAAGAGGUGCGACCGUAAGUUCGAGAUGAGGUUCAACCUGAGAUCGGAGUACGAGAAGCUGGAGUCGUUCAUCGCCGAGAAUAAGAGUGAGUUGAAAGACCGGGCCCCGCGGUGUUGGGUCUCCCCGGUUCUGCCGAGGUGCGGCUUCUGCCGGGAGGAGAAUGCGGUCAGACCUGUCAUCGCGCCCAAGAAGAUAGCGAUCAACUGGCUCUUCUUGCUUCUGGGUCAGCUUCUUGGGUGUUGCACCUUGGACCAGCUCAAGUACUUCUGCAAACAAACCGGAAAUCAUCGCACCGGGGCUAAAGAUCGAGUUCUCUAUCUUACUUAUCUGGGUUUGUGUAACCAACUCGUUCCCAAAAAGCUUUUUGAUCCUCAUUCACGUUAG